AAGAAGAUAUAUUCCCGGCACUUCGUUUCCCAACAAAUAUUAUUAAUACGGCGACGGCAAGCAUUCUUCAAGGAAUAUUCUGUUAUUCUACUUGUUGGCGAAGCGACAUGUAGUCGCCGUGGAGCGUCUGAUUUCGCUGCCGGCGGCUAUACUGGAUGGGGCGAGCUCACCCUUCCAUCGCCUUCCUCCUCCUCCUCUUCAUCUGCUUCCUGGUGAGCACUCUUGUCGCCUUGUCCGACAGCCGGCGCCAGGAUCCGCUUCUCCCCCUUCCGAACGCGAAUCCGCUCCGGUUCUCUGCUGACGGAUCGCCCUUCAAGAUCGCGCUCUUCGCCGAUCUCCACUAUGGCGAGAACGCGUGGACCGACUGGGGCCCCGCGCAGGACGAUGGCUCCGAUCGAGUCAUGUCGGCGGUGCUCGACGCGGAGGAUCCAGACUUUGUGAUCUAUUUGGGGGAUGUUAUUACUGCAAACAACCUACCAAUUACUAAUGCAUCCUUGUAUUGGGAUAGAGCUCUUUCUUUAACAAGAAACAAAGGGAAACCUUGGUCUACUGUGUUUGGCAAUCAUGAUGAUGCUCUAUUUGAGUGGCCAUCUGAGUGGUUUUCAGCCACCGGUAUUCCGCAGGUCAAUUGUCCAUCAGCAAAUGUGCCAUUUUCAGGAGAUACUGAUUGCAGUUUCAAGGGAACAACAAGAAUCGAGUUGAUCAGUACUGAAAUUAAUAAGAAUGUGUUAUCUCGUACCACUAGGGGUCCUAACACCCUUUGGCCUAGUGUUUCCAACUAUGUAUUACAAGUGUCUUCCUACAAAGAUCCAAUGCUUCCGGUUGUAUUUUUCUAUUUCCUAGAUUCGGGUGGUGGUUCCUACCCAGAAGUUGUAUCAAAGGCUCAGGCCAAAUGGUUCCAGAGGCAAUCGCAGGGGAUCAACCCAAAUGCCAGCAUUCCGGAGGUUAUCUUUUGGCAUAUACCAAGUAGAGCUUACCAGAAAGUAGCUCCUGUGCCUACUACUCAAAUUCAUACACCAUGUGUUGGUUCCAUCAACAAAGAAAAAGUGGCUUCUCAAGAAUCAGAAUGGGGAAUCAUGGAUAUCCUUGUAUCAAGGGCUUCUGUUAAGGCAGUUUUUGCUGGCCACAACCAUGGAUUGGACUGGUGCUGCCCUUACAAUAGUCUUUGGUUGUGCUUUGCUCGCCACACUGGUUAUGGAGGAUACGGCAAUUGGCCAAGAGGAUCAAGGAUCAUUUCAAUAGAUGAACAGCCAUUCUCGAUCACUUCUUGGAUACGAAUGGAGGAUGGAACUGAACACAGCCAUGUUGUCUUGACCCCUUAAAUUGCUAGGGUAAUUGCUUGUUUAAGGAGAAAGUAACUAAUGUUGGUUAUUAUCUUUGAUUGGUGGAUUUAAUUAUAAGUUAUGUAUAUGAGUACAAAUCGAAUAUAUUAAAGUGAUGUAACUUAGACUUAUUUGGUUUUGGUUAUUGAAUGUAGAUUUUAUA
Messenger RNA from Zingiber officinale, 1485 nucleotides. Its product is annotated as probable inactive purple acid phosphatase 16. Bases 156 to 1322 code for a protein of 388 amino acids. NCBI's taxonomy places the organism in Eukaryota, Viridiplantae, Streptophyta, Magnoliopsida, Zingiberales, Zingiberaceae. The record is from RefSeq and is a predicted model, not a curated record. Gene Ontology annotation, molecular function: hydrolase activity, acting on ester bonds. Gene Ontology annotation, cellular component: cytoplasm. The transcript has 5 exons.